Molecule: messenger RNA, 665 nt
Organism: Papilio xuthus (Asian swallowtail)
Lineage: Eukaryota; Metazoa; Arthropoda; Insecta; Lepidoptera; Papilionidae
Gene: bic
Product: bicaudal
Exons: 2
Coding region: 92-643 (183 amino acids)
Source: RefSeq, a predicted model, not a curated record
CGGAAAUCAGAAAUAACUUGUCGCAAAUCCACCAUUUUCCCUUUGUAACUAACCGGUGUUCAAAACACGUAUUUCGUGUUAAAACAUCAAAAUGAACACCGAAAAACUGAAAAAACUGCAGUCCCAAGUUCGUAUCGGCGGCAAGGGUACACCGAGGCGUAAGAAGAAGGUUGUACAUGCUACUGCAGCCACAGAUGACAAGAAACUGCAGUCAUCAUUAAAGAAACUAUCAGUUAACACUAUCCCCGGCAUCGAAGAAGUAAAUAUGAUUAAAGAUGACGGCACAGUUAUUCAUUUUAACAAUCCAAAAGCACAGGCCUCAUUGGCGGCUAACACUUUCGCUAUUACUGGCCAUGGAGAAAAUAAGCAAAUCGCAGAGAUGCUUCCGGGCAUCCUUAGCCAACUGGGGCCGGAGGGUUUGAGUCAGUUGAAGAGGCUUGCGUCGAGUGUAACGGCGCCAAAGCCGCUGGACGAGGACGAUGAAGUACCUAACCUCGUCGGCAACUUUGACGAAGCUUCCAAACAGGAGGCUAAAGAGGUUAUAACCGAGGAGAAGGAGGAAGUAAAAGAACCGGAGAAAGAGAAGGCUCCAGAAAAAGCUCCCGAAACAGAAACCAAAGCGGCCGAGAAGAAAUCCGAUUAAAUAGUCCCUUUCUUCAGAACAA